AUGGCAGUAUGUUGUGGAAAGAUAACAUCCCCUAGUUUACCCACUCCGAAACAGGAUUCUGUUCGAAUUGAGACUUGGAGCGCUACGCUGGACAACACAGAGGAGCUCGUUAAGACUCCCACUCGGAAUAGGCAAUUUCGCUUGGCCCACCAGAACCUGUGCAUCACUCACAUUGACUUUGAGCAGCGGCUCCUUGUGGGUUUCACGCAACUAAUCGUACAGCCUACAGCGUCAAAUUUACGAAAACUUUAUUUGAACUGUCGGCAAUGUCGUGUUCACCGGGUUCUCCUGGAAUGUGUCGACACGAAACCACCCACCUACGAAGGAUCUUCGAAACUGACCGGCCCGAAGAAUUCUCGUGUUCCUUCGCCAGCAGAUUUACCUGUUGUUCACACAGACCCUAGCGUGGAAAUUUGUGAACGUGAUUCUAAAUUUCGAACUUUGGAUAGUUUCCAGCGGCGCCAUUCUUUUGUUCUGUCACAAACAGAUCCGGACGAGGAGGUCGGGGAGCUGACUAUACGUAUCCCCCCUGACUUUUGGCCACUUGUGUCCAACGAGCGACCAAUCAGAAUCACGCUGGAAUUUUCUUUAAGCAAACCAAAAUCUGGAUUUUAUUUUAUUGUUCCUCAAACGGAAGGUACUUUGGCUGACCGCGGAGUUCAUGCAUUCACAGCUGGUAUCCCCAAUACGUCUCGGUACUGGUUCCCAUGCGUUGACUGUUCUGAACCAUGCACAUGGAAGAUCGAGGUAACCGUACCGGAGGAUAUGAUCGCCGUUGCUCCGGGAGAGCUGGUGGAUGCUCCAUAUUACACGGGAGACUUGGUGCAUAAAACAUACCAUUUUUACCUGGCACAGCCUGUAGCUGCGCCUUACAUCGGUCUGGCUAUCGGUGCCUUUGAGGUGUACCCUGAUCCAACACUCUCAAACAAUGCUGCUCAUUUUUGUCCCACUGGAUUACUGCCCCUUCUCAAGCACACAAUCUCGCAUGUCCCUGAGAUGAUUGAGUAUUAUGAAGCCAUACUGGCUUCCCAGUAUCCUUUUGCUACGAUCAAAACGGUGUUUGUCGAUCGCGCUUUUAGCGAUUUUCAGGCUUAUGCUUCGUUAUUGAUUUUCCCUGUGGAUUUGCUCCACUCGCCGCAAAUCAUUGAUCAAGCGAUCGAGACGCGCAAGAUCAUAUCUUUAGCCAUAGCGUCUCAAUUUUUUGGAUGUUUCAUCGCGAUGCACACCUGGUCUGAUGCUUGGCUUCCGACGGGCAUAGCGGGUUAUUUGUCAGGCUUGUAUCAGAAGCGCGUAUUUGGAAACAAUGAAUACAGGCGGAUUAUAUCUAACGAAAUGCGUCAAGUGACCACCUACGAACACACAAAAUACGGGAUUCUAUUGAAUCCAUCUCGAUGCGUCACGAAAUCUACUCAUUUCGGACUGACUUCACCUCAGGUGAGUAGCGUCUUUUCACAUUGCAAAUAA
Messenger RNA from Dicrocoelium dendriticum, 1464 nucleotides. Lineage: Eukaryota; Metazoa; Platyhelminthes; Trematoda; Plagiorchiida; Dicrocoeliidae. The record is from the annotation of a GenBank genome assembly.